Molecule: messenger RNA, 1655 nt
Organism: Drosophila busckii
Lineage: Eukaryota; Metazoa; Arthropoda; Insecta; Diptera; Drosophilidae
Gene: Sfxn2
Product: sideroflexin-2
Exons: 4
Coding region: 390-1373 (327 amino acids)
Biological process (GO): monoatomic ion transport; serine import into mitochondrion
Cellular component (GO): mitochondrial inner membrane
Molecular function (GO): monoatomic ion transmembrane transporter activity
Source: RefSeq, a predicted model, not a curated record
GCCAACACGCUUUUGCCAUAUUUAUAACAAAAGUUGCUAAUUUAGGCAAGUUGCUCAGCGUUUCACAGCUGCGAAUGCAUGUCGACCGCAAGCGCAACAAGAACAAGUGAAAUAUCUUGAAUAUUUGGACGAGCGCCAAAGACUGCAGCAUUGAACUGCAUUACAUGCAACAAAAAGAAAAGUGGAAACAGAAAACAGCGUGAGAAGUAGCACACCUGGUUACAGCUUAUCACAGCUGCUUAGCCCUAGGUAAACAAUAGCUCAAGUGUAUUAUCAUCAAGUGGCAGCGGCAAAGGCAGCGCAUAAAAAAUUAAAGACAAGAUAGAGGCUAAGCCAGCAGGAAGCGAACAGCAAACGCAAAAAGUUUACGUAAGCAGGUGCCUGUCAAAAUGGCUCAAGAAUUAGUGCACAUCGAUGUGGACAAGCCGCUGUUUGACCUCAAAACGUUUACGGGUCGCUUUCAGUACUAUGCCUGGAUGACGGAUCCGCGCACUGUGCUGCUCUCCAGCGAUAGACUGCUGCAGGCCAAGCAGAUGAUAGACAAAUGCCGCGCAGGUGAGCAGCCGGUGUCGCUGCAGCCGCAGGAAGUGAAGUACAACAUGAAGUUGUAUAGCUCUGCCUUUCAUCCGGAUACGGGCGAGCUGCAGAACUUUGCCGGUCGCAUGAGCUUUCAGGUGCCCGGUGGCAUGCUCAUCACGGGUGGCAUGUUGGCCUUCUAUCGUACGGUGCCCGCCGUAGUGCUUUGGCAGUUUAUCAAUCAAUCGUUCAAUGCUGUCGUUAACUACACAAAUCGCAAUGCCAACUCGCCGACAAGUGUAAAGCAACUGGGCAUAUCCUAUGCAAUGGCGACCACCUCAGCGCUGGUGGCAGCCAUAGGCUGCAAGAACUAUUGGUCCAGAAAAGCGCCACCGCUCUUCCAGCGCUUUGUGCCGUUUGCUGCAGUGGCAGCAGCCAAUUGUGUCAACAUUCCGUUUAUGCGGCAAACAGAAAUACUCAAUGGCAUCGAUGUGAAGAACAGCGAUGGCGAAGUAGUGGGCCAGAGCAGACUGGCGGCCAUUAAGGGCAUCAGCGAGGUGGUGCUAUCGAGAAUCACCAUGGCAGCGCCUGGGAUGCUGGUGCUGCCCUUCAUAAUGCAGCGACUGGAAAAGUGGCCCGUCUACAACCGCAUCAAGUGGAUAAAUGCGCCAUUCCAAACGCUCAUGGUGGGCUGCUUCUUGUGCUUUAUGGUGCCCACUGCGUGCGCGCUGUUUCCACAACAAUGUGGACUGGACAGCUCCACAAUGCGCCGCUUUGAGCCAGAGCUGUAUGAGCAAAUGGAGCAGCGCACGCAGGGCAAUGUGCCCAAGCGCGUCUACUUCAACAAAGGACUAUGAAUUAGCCAGAGCAGAGGCUUCAAACAGGACAAUAAGUCAAUUAGUUGCUUAGGCAUUUAGUAAAGAGCGCAACAGCUACGAAUUGUUCCUUGUUUAAACAGCAGAGCUAUUAGUUAUUAAGCCAGAAAGUAUCUCACAACUUGCAUAUGUGUCUCAAGUAUUGUACAACAAUAAUUUAUAAUCUUUGUUGCCACUAGUCCAAAAUGCCAUAGAACAAAUUUUACAUUUACAAACAAUUCCGUGUGCUUAUCGUUCAAAAUAAAUGUUGUUAAUUGAAAUCGA